AUGAUCUAGUGGACAAGAAGAUAAUAGACAUACAUAUCUUCUUGCUAGUGAAAUAACAAAUAAGAAAAUAAUUCCUUUCAGUUUUUUAGUGCUUACAGAGGCUAAGUGUAUUACAAAUAUUAUGCACCUCUUGUUAGAAAUCAAUGAAGAAAUCGAAAAAAUUAAUUGUACUGUUGUUUUUCACUUUUAUAUCAAUUGUUGCUAUAGCAAAUUAUUUAUUCUACUUAAAAUUAAGUGAUCUCAAAAAGCCAGCAAAUAAGUCAAUUGUGGAGAGUAAUAGAAGUAUACACGAUGAUAUUAUUUUCUAUUCAAAGAAUCUCCUUGGAGCAUAUUCUAGUCCUAAAACUAGUACUGAGAAUAUUACCAAUUCCUUCAUUUGGAACAUAAGGAAGUAUGAAGGAUUCAGGAACCUAACUUAUUUGUGGAAAUUAUCAAAUUCUUGGGUAUCAAGACAACAUGUUGUGAAUCAUAUGCAUGAAGAUAUUGGUAAAGUUUUUGCUGCCCUGAAAUAUACCCCAAUAGUCAAAGCUGAUUUAGAUGGGAGAGGUAGUCAACUGAAGUUUCUUUUGACAUUGCAAGGAGAUCAGAAAGUUAUAUUUAAACCAAAAUGGUAUGAAAAAGAUAAAAUUUUAAAAGGUCCUGUUUACGGUGGGAAAGAUAGACAUAAUUCUGAGAUAAUAGCUUUUUAUUUAUCUGUUAUUCUGAAUUUACCUUUUGUUCCAUUAAGUGUUGAGAGGAAAAUAUCCCUAAGAAAGGAUAUUAUACCUGUUGCAUCAAAAAAAUUCUUAGAGACCACAUACACUAUAGAAAAUAGGACAUGUGUUUAUGGAAAAUGUUUUUAUUGCUCUAAAAGGGAUUCGAUAUGUUCAGAUCAGUAUGGUACCCUUACAGGAGCUGUGAUAUUUAAUAUUAAGAAUAAAUUAAAACUUGUAAAGUCUCCAUGGAUGAGAACUUAUAAAACUGGAAAAUUAGCAGAAUGGGAGCGUAAUCAAUCAUUUUGCAAGGCUGUUCAGAGUAGCAUUCCAAGGAAUCGUUUACUAGAAAUGGUUGAUACGGCCAUUUUUGAUUUCCUCAUUCAGAAUGGCGAUCGUCACCAUUAUGAAACUAUGGACGGUAAAAUACUACUGCUGGAUAAUGGAAAAGGCUUGGGGAAUCCCUACGAGCACCAUAUCGACAUAUUGGCACCAUUAUAUCAAUGUUGCUUAUUGAGAAAAAAUACCUGGAGGAAGUUAAUGACACUUGCUGGUAACAAAAUAAGCCAAUACUUGAAACUUAUGCCAGACGUUGAAGAUAUUUUAAUGGAAGACCACUUGACAGCCAUUGACAAUAGGCUAUUAAUAGUUUAUGGAACAAUAGAGUAUUGUAAAAAUAAAAGAAAGAUGAAAUUUGUUUAACACAUUUAUACAACAGGAAAGUCUUCGUAAAAAAUAUUUCAAAAAGAUAUUUUUGAACUGAUUUAUUUUUUAUGUGCAGUUUUUACUUCAAACCGUGUGCACCAAUCUUUUUCAUACUGCUACUCCAACGGUCUUAAUCGAUUUUGAAAGUAUUUCUGUUCGAUUGGAAAAGUUAUCAAAAAAGGAAUUCCUGACCUCCAAAUAAAAUAACAAAUACCUUACGGGGUAUAGGACUCUGCGAGAUAUACAAUUCUACAAUAUAUGAAACGAAUCGAGUAGACAAAUUUUUGAUUAAUCAGUUACCAAAAGGUUACAAAAAUGUGCUAAAUUCGACGAACCCGUGUUCGAAAUAAAGAGAUUAUUACGUUUUCGAUUAAAGAUAACUGAAGGAGAUGCCUGCCUCGUGCAAAUUCGGUCACAUCACUAGUGUAUAAAGACUAGUCUUUAUACAACGCUAGAACUGUGGGAAAAUCACAUCGUUCUGCUGUGGUGAUUUGCAUAGAGAAAGGGAAAGUCUGGUGAUUUGGCUCAUCUACACCGCAUUUUUGGGCAUUUCUUAAAGCUGAAUUCGUAAUCAAUUCGCGUACUUCCGGCACGAAGCUAAGAAGGUGGCGUUCUCUGUUACCAUUCGUAAUGAAAUUCCAGUCUAGCACUGGAUUCGCAGUCGGCCAAAUUUCCUAAAUCAUAUGUGCAAUGCUUAUGUUGUGGUUUAUAUGUUUAACGUCCAGUUU
Messenger RNA from Coccinella septempunctata (seven-spotted ladybird), 2125 nucleotides. RefSeq names its product glycosaminoglycan xylosylkinase homolog. The transcript has 4 exons. Gene Ontology annotation, molecular function: phosphotransferase activity, alcohol group as acceptor. NCBI's taxonomy places the organism in Eukaryota, Metazoa, Arthropoda, Insecta, Coleoptera, Coccinellidae. Gene Ontology annotation, biological process: protein phosphorylation. The record is from RefSeq and is a predicted model, not a curated record. Gene Ontology annotation, cellular component: Golgi apparatus. The coding region runs from base 144 to 1394 and encodes 416 amino acids.